AUGGGGAACUCACUUAACUCUGUGGUUUUCCACCCGCCGAAACCAACGUACAGCGGAGGGGACCCACACCUCCACAUGCUGCCCACCAAGUGCGGGCAUUUGAUAGCGGCGUUUUACAUCAGACAUAGGUAUGUCGUGGCGUGUAACUCAUGUAUGUUGUUCAGGCGCUCCAGGUUCACCAUCCUAUACAGCCACGGAAAUGCGGAGGACAUUGGGCACGUAUUCCACGCAUUAAUGGACCGAGUCGCCAAUUGGGAUGCUGACCUCUUCAUAUAUGACUACUCGGGAUACGGAGUUAGCGAGGGAAAACCGUCAGAGCGCAACCUGUAUAUGGAUGUGGAGGCUGCAUACGACUACCUCACGCAGGCCCUAGGUGUUGAUCCCAACACUGUUGUGGCGUAUGGUAGGAGCAUUGGGAGUGGACCCGCGGUCCACAUCGCUCUCCACAGGCCAGUGCUUGGCCUCAUUCUACAAAGUCCGGUGGCUUCGGUAUAUCGAGUCAGGUUCCACCGCCUACCCUUCUCAAUGCCAGGGGACAUUUUCCGCAACAUAGACAAGGUGCAGAACUUAAAUGUGCCAACGCUCAUACUACACGGCACGGAGGACGAAACCGUUCCGCUGGUCGCAUCGCAACAGAUGGCACUCAAAAUAUCUGAAGUUUACUGCAGAUGGAUCAAAGGUGCAUCUCACAACGAUAUGGACGGGAAAUACGUCAUAUAUGUCGAACAAGCACUACAGGAAUUCUUCGCCCGGAUAAUGCAACAACACCCCGCCAAUGUGAUGCGGAAAGGCGUGUGGAUAUCCCGGGGGAAACAGGGCACCAUACACCACAACGCCGCGCAAGCAAUUACUACGUGA
Babesia bigemina is the source of this 858-nucleotide messenger RNA. Its product is annotated as Abhydrolase domain-containing protein. The transcript has 3 exons. Bases 1 to 858 code for a protein of 285 amino acids. The record is from RefSeq and is a predicted model, not a curated record. NCBI's taxonomy places the organism in Eukaryota, Apicomplexa, Aconoidasida, Piroplasmida, Babesiidae.